CCUGCGCGGCGGCGCGCCCUGCGGCCCCGGACCGAGCGAGCUGGGGCGCGAGUGGCGAGCAGAGGCCGAGCGCGCCCGUCCCGUCGCGCGAUGCUGCCCUGGACGGCGCUUGGCCUGGCCCUGAGCCUGCGGCUGGCGCUGGCGCGCAGCGACGCGGAGCGUGGUGUCCCUACAUCGGCCUCCCAGGGGGACCUGCUGUUUCUGCUGGACAGCUCGGCCAGUGUGUCGCACUACGAGUUCUCCCGCGUGCGCGAGUUCGUGGGGCAGCUGGCCGCGCCCCUGCCCGUGGGCCCUGGUGCCCUGCGCGCCAGUCUGGUGCACGUGGGCAGCCGCCCGCACACUGAGUUUUCCUUUGACCAGCACAGCUCUGGCGCAGCGGUGCGGGAUGCGGUGCUGGGGGCGGCCCAGCGCAUGGGCGACACCCACACUGGCCUGGCACUGGCCUAUGCCAAGGAGCAGCUAUUCUCCGAGGCAGCAGGGGCCCGGCCAGGGGUGCCCAAGGUGCUGGUGUGGGUGACUGAUGGUGGCUCCAGCGACCCCGUGGGGCCACCCAUGCAGGAGUUGAAAGACCUGGGUGUCACCGUCUUCAUAGUCAGCACCGGCCGCAGCAACCGGCUUGAGCUCCUGGCCGCCGCCUCCGCCCCAGCAGAUACACAUCUGCACUUUGUGGAUGUGGACGACCUGCCCAUCAUCGCCCAGCGGCUCCGGGGCGCCAUCCUCGAUGCGAUGCAGCCACAGCAACUCCGGGCCUCCGAGGUCACGUCCAGCAGCUUCCGCCUGGUCUGGCCGCCUCUGUUAGCUGCCCACUCGGGGUACUAUGUGCUGGAGGUGGCGCCCAGCGCACAGUCAGGGAUCCCACUGCGCCAGCAGCUGCCCGGCAAUGCCACCGGCUGGGUCUGGACAGGCCUGGACCCGGACACGGACUACGAUGUGGCGCUGCUGCCCGAAUCCAACGAGCAACUGGUGGCGCCGCAGCGCCUGCGGGUGCGCACGCUGCCACUUCCAGAGGAGGCCGGACCCGAGCGCAUCGUCUUCUCGCACGCCAGACCGCGGAGCCUCCGCGUGAGCUGGACCCCGGCGCUGGGCUCGGCCUCGGCGCUGGGCUACCACGUGCAGUUUGGGCCGGUGCGCGGCGGCGCGGCCCAGCGCGUGGAGGUGCCAGCGGGCCAGAACAGUACCACGCUGCAGGGCCUGGCGCCCGGCACCACCUACCUGGUGACGGUGACCGCGGCCUUCCGCUCGGGCCGCGAGCGGGCGCUGUCCGCCAAGGCCUGCACGCCCGAGGGCCAACGGCGCGCGCGCCCCCUUCCGCCGGCAGCCGCGACCCUGGAGCCCUGAGCCCGCUGCCCACCCAGCCGAGGGCCCCCUUGCCCAGCCUAGGCGGGUGGCACCCGCUUCGGAGGCAGGAUUUUGCCCGGGGGCCGGAGUCGCGACCCAGUCUACUUCAGCGUGACCCCCAGCCCCGGCCCCGCCGCCCGGCUCGCCUGCCGUGGCCGCUCCACCCUUCCCAGCCCAGAACUGGACACAGCGCCGACCUUGGGACCUGGGCCACAGCACUGGGUGGGGGACCCGACCUUCCACAUGAACGUGUGGUCAGGGUGGUGCUGGUGAGUGCGAGGGGCCCAACCCGGCCACGCAGGACCAUGACACAGGCUGCAGGGAAAAUGGCCACGCAGGACCAUGACACAGGCUGUAGGGAAAAAAGACGUGCAGGCCGGGCUGGGAGCCUGGCUGGGUGGACGUCAUAGUCUUCACCAGGAGGCUCAGAUGGGGGGAUGGGGGGCGCUGCCCUCCUGCCCAGGACCCCAUGAGUCUUAGAGAGCACUUUGAGAACGACCCUGGGACCACAGCCAGUGAGCUCCGAAGACGGGCCAGCGCUGCUGGGAGCCGGUGCUGGAAGGGGGCGCUGCAGCCACUGGGGUUCUCUGCAUCUCUCCUGACCCCACCCCAGAGGACAUCCAAGGAUGGGCAGCACUUGGCGGGCACCCCGGCCCCCCUCUGCUUGACUCAAUACUCACUUUGCCCUCUUGUCCACUAACGCCCAGACCCCAAAUACAGUCGUAACGCCCCAGACCCCAAAUACAGUCGUAUGCCAGCCA
Messenger RNA from Sorex araneus (European shrew), 2099 nucleotides. It is a transcript of the gene VWA1, whose product is annotated as von Willebrand factor A domain containing 1. The record is from RefSeq and is a predicted model, not a curated record. Lineage: Eukaryota; Metazoa; Chordata; Mammalia; Eulipotyphla; Soricidae. The transcript is spliced from 4 exons. Gene Ontology annotation, molecular function: protein binding. Bases 91 to 1338 code for a protein of 415 amino acids.